Molecule: messenger RNA, 1317 nt
Organism: Penicillium canescens
Lineage: Eukaryota; Fungi; Ascomycota; Eurotiomycetes; Eurotiales; Aspergillaceae
Product: PP2C family serine/threonine-protein phosphatase
Exons: 6
Coding region: 1-1317 (438 amino acids)
Biological process (GO): protein dephosphorylation
Molecular function (GO): cation binding; protein serine/threonine phosphatase activity
Source: RefSeq, a predicted model, not a curated record
AUGGGUCAAACCCUGUCGGAGCCGGUGGUCGAAAAGACCUCCUCCGAGGGCGGGGAUGACUGCUGUAUCUACGGUGUGUCUGCCAUGCAGGGCUGGCGAAUCAGCAUGGAGGACGCCCACGCCGCAGUGCUGGACCUCCAGGCCAAGUAUACGGGCACUAGCGACGACAAACCGACGGAUCCGGAACACCGCCUUGCUUUCUUCGGUGUGUACGACGGCCACGGAGGCGACAAGGUGGCAUUAUUCACGGGCGAGAACCUGCACAAGAUCGUUUCCCGGCAGGAGUCGUUCGCCAAGGGCGAUAUUGAGCAGGCCAUGAAAGACGGUUUCUUGGCUACCGAUAGAGCUAUUUUGGAAGAUCCCCGAUACGAAGAGGAAGUGUCCGGCUGCACUGCUUCGACGAGCAUUAUCUCAAAGGACAAGAUCUGGGUGGCAAACGCUGGUGACUCACGUUCAGUGCUAGGAGUCAAGGGCCGCGCAAAGCCGCUCUCGUUUGACCACAAGCCCCAGAAUGAGGGUGAGAAGGCCCGUAUCAGUGCUGCUGGUGGCUUUGUCGAUUUCGGUCGUGUCAACGGCAACCUUGCCUUGUCCCGUGCCAUCGGUGACUUCGAAUUCAAAAAGAGCCCCGAGCUUUCCCCCGAACAGCAGAUCGUCACCGCAUACCCCGAUGUGACGGUUCAUGAGCUGACAAACGAUGAUGAGUUCCUUGUGAUUGCUUGUGACGGUAUCUGGGAUUGCCAGUCCUCUCAGGCCGUUGUGGAAUUCGUUCGCCGAGGCAUUGCCGCCAAGCAGCCUCUUGCCCGGAUCUGUGAAAACAUGAUGGACAACUGCCUGGCCUCCAACAGUGAAACCGGUGGUGUUGGAUGUGAUAAUAUGACCAUGACCGUCAUUGGUCUGCUCCACGGCAAGACCAAGGAGGAAUGGUACAACCAGAUCGCAGAGCGGGUCGCGAACGGGGACGGUCCUUGUGCUCCGCCCGAGUACGCCGAGUUCCGCGGCCCUGGGAUCCGGAACCAGUUCGAGGAAACCCCGGAUGAAUAUGACGUGGAGAUGGAGCGGUCCCGUGGCUUCAGUGUGCGCUCCGGCCGCAUCAUCCUCUUGGGCGAUGGCACCGAGGUGAUCCCGGACCAGAAUGAAGAGCUUUUUGACCAGACGGAAGAAGACCAGGACCUUACCAACCAGGUGCAGCACGAACCAAGCACCCGGAAUGACCGCGAGGCUACCCCGGGCCCCCAGGGGAAACAGGAGGGGACUGCUCAAAUAUCCGAGUCUCCGGCCUCCACUGACGCUGAAAAGGACAAGUCCGCAUCUUCCUGA